AUGUCAGAAAACAACGCUCCUGAAAUAAAGUAUGAUGUCUUUGUUAGCUUCAGGGGCGAAAUCCGUAAAGGACUUCUUAGCCAUUUGACUGACGCAUUUAAAACCAAGAAAAUAAAUGCAUUUGUAGAUGAUAAACUUGAGAAGGGAGAAGACAUAUGGCCAUCACUUGUUGCAGCUAUUGAAAGAUCAGCCAUUUUGUUGAUCAUCUUCUCACCCGACUAUGCCUCUUCUCCCUGGUGUUUAAAAGAAGUUGCCAAAAUAAUUGAAUGCCAAGAGAAAUAUGGACGCACUGUAAUUCCUGUUUUCUACAAUAUAGAACCCACACACGUAAAACAUCAAUCAGGGAGUUACCAAGAAGCAUUUGCUGAGCAUGCAACAAAACAUGAGACCGAGCAACAACUCUGGAGACGUGUUUUAGAUAAAUCUGCUGGUUUCUCUGGAAUUGAAUCUACAAAUUUUCAGUAA
Sphenostylis stenocarpa is the source of this 465-nucleotide messenger RNA. The record is from the annotation of a GenBank genome assembly. NCBI's taxonomy places the organism in Eukaryota, Viridiplantae, Streptophyta, Magnoliopsida, Fabales, Fabaceae.